Molecule: messenger RNA, 2643 nt
Organism: Pipra filicauda (Wire-tailed manakin)
Lineage: Eukaryota; Metazoa; Chordata; Aves; Passeriformes; Pipridae
Gene: AIFM1
Product: apoptosis inducing factor mitochondria associated 1
Exons: 15
Coding region: 843-2495 (550 amino acids)
Biological process (GO): apoptotic process; mitochondrial respiratory chain complex assembly
Cellular component (GO): mitochondrion; cytoplasm
Molecular function (GO): FAD binding; NAD(P)H oxidase H2O2-forming activity; protein dimerization activity
Source: RefSeq, a predicted model, not a curated record
AAGGUGGUUCCUUGGGAAGAAGCCACAAUCCAUCUCUCCUGUCGAGCGUUUUCUGUAUUCCAGCUCUCUUUACUCAGCUUUUGAUCUCUGUAGCUUUGUCUCUGCUUCCUCCUUCAGAAAACUUUAAGGGGAGCUAACUGGAAAUUAACUUCUUGUGAUUACUUGUUUUUUAACUGUAAUUUCAGUUACCUGUUAGGGUUUUUUUUACCUUAAAGGCACUCUUGGGUUUCUUCUGUUAUGACCAAACACAGCUCUGUCUGUUGUCAUGUGUGGGAUUUGAUACCAAAGCAAACCUUUCCUUGCCAAAUCUCAGUUCAGAACAUUUGUUUAACUUCUUUAAGGAUACCAAAUCAACUCCCAGUUUGUGAGCAUUUAUGUCCUACAUGAAAAGAAUAAGGGUUUUCGGCCCGACUUAGUAAAUGACACUCCCAGAGAGCUGAAGAGUAGCAGCAUUGCCUGGGAGUGGAUGGAUCCCAGGUUUACAUCAAACAAAUCUGUGUUUCCAACUUCUUUCUCUUAGAGGAUCGUAUUCAUUAAAAGUUCCAAAUCCCGAUUUUCUCCUAAAGAAAGUCCUGGGAAAGGGGAAAAAAAAAAUUUAAGACAGUGCAUGGAGGAAAAGUUUUUUCCUAUUCCCUUUAAAUUUAAUUCUUUCCUGUGCCUUUCUGCCCUUUUUUUUUUGGCAGCCAAGGUAGCUGAAAUUACAAAGCCCACUCUGCUUUUCCUAGGGCCUGUUUAAUCAAGAAUCUUUCCUAAUAUACAGCUCUUUCCUUCUUCUCUUCCAUUGCCUGUCUUCACCUGCAGUUUUGCAUUGCCAUCCGCUAAGAUGCCCUUCUAGAUCCCUGAUGUCUUCAGGUGUUCCUGGCAAAGCUGGCAGCAACCUCUUGUUAUACUUAAUAGUGGGAGGAACAGUCACUGGGACAGGAGCUUAUGUGUACAAAACACUGAAGGACAACAAGGAGCGAUUCACCAGCCGGGUCUCGUCGAUUACGCGACCCCAAGACGACGAAUCCUCUGCAGCCGGCGCUCAUGUCAAGGUCCCAUCCCACGUCCCUUUCCUGCUCAUCGGUGGAGGAACUGCUGCUUUUGCUGCUGCCAGAUCCAUCCGUGCCCGUGACCCCGGAGCCCGGGUGCUGAUUGUGUCUGAAGAUCCUGCCCUGCCCUACAUGCGUCCACCUCUUUCCAAAGAACUGUGGUUUUCCGAUGAUCCCAACGUGACAGAGACUUUGCGGUUCAAGCAGUGGAAUGGCAAGGAGAGGAGUAUCUAUUUCCAGCCACCGUCAUUCUACGUGCCUGUCCAGGACCUGCCCUCUGUGGAAAAUGGUGGGGUGGCAGUUCUGUGUGGCAAGAAGGUUGUACAUAUGGAUGUUAGAGGGAACACAGUGAAGCUCAGUGAUGGGACCCAGAUAACCUACGACAAAUGUCUCAUUGCCACUGGGGGAACCCCAAGGAACCUGCCCGCCAUCGAAAGAGCAGGAAAGGACGUACAGAAAAGGCUGACGCUGUUCCGAAAGAUCGAGGACUUCCGAAACCUGGAGAAGAUUUCAAGAGAAGUCAGGUCCAUCACAAUUAUUGGUGGUGGUUUCCUUGGCAGUGAGCUGGCCUGUGCUCUGGGAAGGAGAGCACGAACCCGAGGCCUGGAGGUGAUCCAGCUGUUUCCAGAGAACGGCAAUAUGGGCAAAGUCCUGCCUGAAUACCUGAGCAACUGGACCACAGAGAAAGUCAGGAGAGAGGGGGUCAACGUCCUGCCCAAUGCUGUGGUCAAGUCUGUCUCUGUCUCCGGCAACCGGCUGGUGAUUCAACUGAAGGAUGGCCGGAAGGUGGAGACAGAUCACAUUGUGGCUGCAGUAGGGCUGGAGCCUAACGUGGAAUUGGCCAAGUCGGCGGGGCUGGAGGUGGACUCGGACUUCGGGGGGUUCCGGGUGAACGCGGAGCUGCAGGCACGCUCCAACAUCUGGGUGGCAGGGGAUGCUGCCUGUUUCUACGACAUCAAACUGGGCCGGAGACGUGUGGAGCACCACGAUCACGCCGUGGUGAGCGGGAGACUGGCUGGAGAAAACAUGACUGGAGCUGCAAAGCCCUACUGGCACCAGUCCAUGUUCUGGAGUGAUCUGGGCCCCAACGUGGGGUACGAAGCCAUUGGCCUCGUGGACAGCAGUUUGCCAACAGUCGGAGUCUUCGCGAAAGCGACAGCGAAGGACACGCCGAAAAGUGCGACAGAGCAGUCAGGGACUGGAAUUCGAUCCGAGAGCGAAACGGAAGCGGAAGCCUCGGAAGUUCACAUCUCUCAAAGCUCUUCACCGACACCUCAAGUCCCGAAGCAAGGAGAAGAUUACGGCAAAGGUGUCAUUUUCUACCUCAGGGAUAAAGUCGUGGUGGGAAUCGUGUUGUGGAACAUCUUCAACAGGAUGCCCAUUGCUCGGAAGAUCAUCAAAGACGGGGAGGAGCACGAGGACCUCAAUGAAGUAGCAAAGCUCUUCAACAUCCACGAAGACUGAACUCUCUAAGGGGAACAUGGCAUUAGGAGUGAGGGGGCUGCUGGCUGUGUGCAUCCCUUCACCUUGGACAGCUUCCCUGGAGCACUUGGGAAUAUUCCACUCACCUGAGCCCAGUGUUUGCACCAAUAAAGUCAGAUUGUUCUAGUUA